CAGGCGUUGGUCUCCGCGCUCCAGCUCCGCAGCGGCGGCCACCUUCGAUCUAGGGACCGGUCUAUGGGGAUUCUGCGCGUCCCCGACGGAUUGUUCCUGCCCCAGCGCUUCCCCCGCGGACCUCCCCGCCCCUCCGCCUCAGCCUUUCCCGCCGCUGGGGCGCAGAACCCCGGGGGCCAGCGGUCGCCGGUGACCCCGCCCGACACCCCUCCGGAGCCGCCUGGGGACAGUUCCCUCCUCCUCGCCGCUGUCUAGCCCGAGGUAGAGCCCGGCCAGCCCCGAGGAGCGCUGCCGGGAGGGGCGUCCGAGGGGCGUCUCGGAGGCUUGGAGUGGCCGGGCCCCCGGCGGGCUGUGGUCCACGGGGCGCCGGAGCGGCGAGGAGGCCCCCCUCGCCGGGCUGCGCGGGCCGCCCGGGGCGCCCGCCGCCCGCGCGGGGUCUCCCCCAUGGUGCAGCGGGGGUCGGGAUGUCGAAGACGCUGAAGAAGAAGAAGCACUGGCUGAGCAAGGUGCAGGAGUGCGUGGUGUCCUGGGCCGGGCCCCCGGGCGACCUGGGCGUGGAGAUCCGAGGCGGCGCGGAGCGCGGCGAGUUCCCCUACCUGGGGCGGCUCCGCGAGGAGCCCGGCGGGGGCACCUGCUGCGUUCUCUCGGGCAAGGCGCCCAGCCCCGGGGAUGUGCUGCUGGAGGUGAACGGGACGCCUGUCAGCGGGCUCACCAACCGGGACACCCUGGCUGUCAUCCGCCACUUCCGCGAGCCCAUCCGUCUCAAGACCGUGAAGCCGGGCAAAGUCAUUAACAAAGAUCUGCGACAUUACCUGAGUCUUCAGUUUCAGAAAGGAUCAAUUGACCACAAGCUGCAGCAAGUGAUCAGAGAUAACCUCUACUUGAGGACCAUUCCAUGCACCACAAGGGCCCCCAGAGAUGGGGAAGUACCAGGGGUGGACUAUAAUUUCAUUUCUGUUGAACAGUUCAAAGCCCUGGAAGAGAGUGGAGCAUUAUUAGAAAGUGGAACGUAUGAUGGAAACUUCUAUGGGACUCCCAAGCCUCCAGCAGAACCCAGCCCUUUCCAGCCCGAUCCUGUGGACCAGGUCCUCUUUGACAAUGAGUUUGACACCGAAUCCCAAAGGAAGCGAACCACCUCCGUCAGCAAGAUGGAGCGGAUGGACAGCUCUCUCCCCGAAGAGGAGGACGAUGAGGACAAGGAGGCCAUUAAUGGCACUGGCCAUGCAGAAAACAGAGAGAGGCCUUCUGAGUCAUCCGAUUGGAUGAAGACCGUCCCGAGUUACAACCAAACCAACAGCUCCAUGGACUUCAGAAAUUACAUGCUGAGAGAUGAGAGUCUGGAACCACUGCCCCAAAACUGGGAGAUGGCCUACACGGACACGGGGAUGGUCUACUUCAUCGACCACAAUACCAAAACGACCACCUGGCUGGACCCUCGCCUUUGUAAGAAAGCCAAAGCCCCCGAGGACUGUGAAGACGGAGAGCUUCCUUAUGGCUGGGAAAAGAUAGAGGACCCGCAGUAUGGGACAUACUAUGUUGACCACCUUAACCAGAAAACCCAGUUUGAAAAUCCCGUGGAGGAAGCCAAGAGGAAAAAGCAGUCCGGGCAGGCUGAUCCGGGGCCUCCCAAGCCAGACACGGAAAAAUCCCACUUCACGCGGGAUCCGUCCCAGCUUAAAGGCAUCCUGGUUCGGGCAUCAUUGAAGAAAAGCACAAUGGGCUUCGGUUUUACCAUCAUCGGUGGAGACAGGCCUGAUGAGUUCCUGCAGGUGAAAAACGUGCUGAAAGACGGCCCUGCCGCUCAGGACGGGAAAAUUGCACCAGGCGAUGUUAUUGUAGACAUCAACGGCAGCUGUGUCCUGGGUCACACCCACGCAGAUGUGGUCCAGAUGUUCCAGCUGGUGCCUGUCAAUCAGUACGUAAACCUCACUUUAUGCCGUGGUUAUCCGCUCCCGGACGACAACGAAGACCCCGCCGUGGACAUGGUCGCCGCCACUCCCGUCAUCAACGGCCAGUCACUGGCCAAGGGAGAGCACACUCAGGAUUUUAAGUCGGGGGCGAUGGCCCUGGACCAGAAUGGGAAGUCGGGGCAGGUCCUGGUCAGCGACCGUCUCAACGGGCCAUCGGACGCGAGCGAGCAGAGAGCGUCCACGGCCUCCUCGGGCAGCUCCCAACCCGAACUCGUGACCGUCCCUCUGACCAAGGGCCCCAAGGGCUUUGGCUUUGCGAUUGCCGACGGCCCCACCGGCCAGAAGGUGAAGAUGAUCCUGGACAGCCAGUGGUGCCCGGGCCUCCAGAAGGGGGACGUCAUUAAGGAAAUCUUCCACCAGAACGUGCAGAGCUUGACGCACCUGCAAGUGGUCGAGGUGCUGAAGCAGUUCCCCGUGGGCGCGGACGUGCCCCUGCUCAUCCUGCGAGGAGGUCCUCCUUCACCAACGAAAACUGCCAAAACGAAAACGGAUAAAAAGGAGCAUGCGGGAAGCUUGGAGGCCGUGAAUGAGCCCAUUCCGCAGCCUCUGCCUUUCCCACCCAGCAUCGUCAGGUCCGGGUCCCCCAAGCUGGACCCCUCUGAGGUCUACCUGAAGUCCAAGACGUUAUAUGAGGAUAAACCGCCAAACACCAAAGACUUGGAUGUUUUUCUCCGGAAACAGGAAUCGGGGUUCGGCUUCCGGGUGCUGGGAGGAGACGGCCCUGACCAAGCUAUCUACAUCGGGGCCAUCAUCCCCCUGGGCGCCGCCGAGAAGGACGGCCGGCUGCGCGCGGCCGACGAGCUGAUGUGCAUCGACGGGAUCCCCGUGAGGGGCAGGUCCCACAAGCAGGUCUUGGACCUCAUGACGACGGCUGCUCGCAACGGCCACGUGCUCCUGACCGUCCGGAGGAAGAUCUUCUAUGGAGAGAAACAGCCCGAGGACGACAGCCCCCACGCCUUCCUCUCAGCACAGAACGGGUCUCCGCGCCUGAACCGAGCGGACGGCCCCGCCAGGCCCGCGCCCCCGGAGGCCUAUGAGGUCGUCCUGCAGCGGAAGGAGAAUGAAGGGUUUGGCUUCGUCAUCCUCACCUCCAAAACCAAGCCGCCUCCCGGAGUUAUUCCUCAUAAAAUUGGCCGAGUCAUAGAAGGAAGCCCAGCUGACCGCUGUGGGAAGCUGAAGGUGGGAGACCACAUCUCAGCAGUGAAUGGGCAGUCCAUCGUCGACCUGUCCCACGACAGCAUUGUCCAGCUGAUCAAGGACGCCGGCGUCACUGUCACACUGACGGUCAUCGCCGAGGAAGAGCAUCAUGGUCCACCGUCAGGAACAAACUCGGCCAGGCAAAGCCCGGCCCUGCAGCACCGGCCCCUGGGACCGUCACAGGCCAACCACGUGCCUGGGGACAGUGAGCCUGGCAAAGACGCGCCCGCCUCCUACAGACACUCGUGGGCGGACCACAAGCACCUCGCGCAGCCCGACGCGGCCGUGAUCGCAGCCGUGGGCAGCCGGCACCACCAGGGCCUGGGCUGCUACCCGGUGGAGCUGGAGCGCGGCCCCCGCGGCUUCGGGUUCAGCCUCCGCGGGGGGAAGGAGUACAACAUGGGGCUCUUCAUCCUGCGUCUGGCCGAGGACGGGCCCGCCCUCCAGGACGGCAGGAUCCACGUCGGGGACCAGAUCGUGGAGAUCAACGGGGAACCCACACAAGGCAUCACGCACACCCGCGCCAUCGAGCUCAUCCAGGCCGGCGGGAACAAGGUCCUCCUGCUCCUGAGGCCGGGCACGGGCCUGAUUCCUGACCACGGCGAUCGGGAUGCCACUCACCCUCCAUCUCCCCACGUGAUUUACGACGAACAGCCGCCAUCGGCCCCACCCUCGCGCUCUGCUUCCACGUCUGAAGAGCCGGUAACUGGAGACGCUUCGGUGAGAGCGCCGACGCGGGAAAAGGCAGGAGAACUCCAGGACGCGGUGCCUGGAAGGAAAAGCACGUCCCAUCAGUCCCUUCCCCAGAAAAGCGUGAGUAAGAGGGACCCGCCUGCCGGGCACGGGCACGGCGACAAGAAGAGUCUCUUAAAAGUAGAAAACGGAGCCUCCCACCGGGGCCGGUCCGCCAGCCGCUACGCAGAGGACCAUUCAGAGACCAUCCCCGGUCCUCUCAAAAGUGACCCGAAAAGGCGGCCCCGGGGCCGGUCCUCCAGCCCCCGGAGAGGGGAGCAGCAGAGCAACGCCAGGGCCGGUUCCGGACAGGACCCCGCCAGGAACAGCAGAGGGCGCUCUUCCAGCCCAAAGAAGCCGCCGAGGACGGAGGGCGGCGGAGACCAGGCCGGUGAGAGCGCCCCGCCGGCCGCGGGUGGGGUCCGGACCGAGCCGAAGCAGAGUCAGCCCGGGAAAAGCAGGACGCGCUCUCCGGAGAAAAAAAGCAAGAGGACGGACGAAAAGUCUCUCCCGUCCAAAAAGGCCACGCACGUUGCUGGCCGCGGAGGACCUGAAGGUGACAAAGGAAAGCGAGCCCCCUCGGGGGAAACGUCGGAGAAGAAGCUGAAGCCGGACGCCGCCGAGGACGACGGCGGGAAGGAGGCAGCCGACGGCGCCCGGGGCUCUCCGGGCCGGCGGGCACCCAUCACGCCGGGGCCCUGGAAGGUGCCGAGUGCCAGCAAAGCCUCGGGCUCGGCUGGGGUGGCCGAGAGACGGCUGUGACCUGUAAGCGUUUUCCCUCCAAAAGUCGUUCUUUCAGAAAUGCUCGCACCCAAGCACACUUUGACUUCACCAGCCACCCAGGCGCGGGAAGGGCCCUGGUUGGCGGAGAAGCGCUGACCCCGGGCAGGCUGCCCUCCGUCGCGCCCGCCUCGUCCUCAGGCUGUCAGAACAGAUGGCGUGCGUGACAGUAACAGUGUGGUCACAACUCACGGAAGGUCUGUGCCAAGUUCUCUGCUGCCUCACUCCGUCUCCUCCUCCUCGCUCAGUAUUGCCACAGCCGUGACCGUGGGGUCUGGCCUGGAAGUCACGUUCUCCAUAGCAUGUUGCAUGUUUACAGAGAGCAUUCGCGUCCCUGCAGGAGAGGGGACUCGGCUCCUGGCUACAGAUGGCGUCCCAGUUCAAAAAUACAACUCACCGUCCUGCUGGGAAGAAAAACAGGUGGUCAGAUCCUGAGCGCGCACGGUUUUCUAUCUUCAUUCCGCUGGGCAGGUGUUUCAGUAACAAAGGUGUUACUUACAACUGCGCGUUCCGAAGGAGGAAGCGGUGAGGCCAAGGGGCGCCCACCUCCUGCCCCCCCCAGCCGCGGGAAUGCCGUGUGCUCCUGGUCGGAGAAAAACGACCAGGUUUCCAUUUCUGGCUCUCGGGGUUGUACCUGCUAAGUCGUUGGCAGUUAGUCCCUAUUUGCAGAGUCACAAUAGGAUUCAGAUUGUGGGAGGGACGCAGUCUUGCAAGCAGUUUCACGGAAGCUGCCAAGCCUCCGACCCCUCGCAGGCGAGGACGGGCAGGCUGGGCCUCCCGCCUUCCUCGCUCCACUGACUCUGUUUAAAGGCCAGAAAGGGAGCCCCAACCUCCGCUUCGCCUGUGGGACCCUCGGGUCCAGUGAAAGGUGGUGGUGGGAGGUGGCGGCAGUUUUAACCACCACGAGCGUGUUUUUCCGCCCGGAAGCAGCAUUCAGUAGCAGCUGGAACUAGAGGAACUUCCAGAAGAAAGCCGUGUCGAGUAUCGGAACUCACCGCCUGUCACUCGCGUUCCUCUCGUUGUUGUGAAACGUGUGUCCAGGCCCCUCCCUCUCGGCGUCUGACUGUGAAACUCUCUCCUUCGACGGCGGACUCGGCCCUGUCCUGUCCCGCCUCCUGUAACCACCAGACAGCGCAGAAGUAGAAGGCUUGGUAAAUGCUCAGAGUUAGCGCCACAGAAAUGAUUUAUUUUCCCUCUAGCCCACAAUUAGUGAUAAAAAUCCUAUUUUUAUUGUUAACUGUGACAUGACUUGGAUGUCAUGUGUUGUCAGUCUGAUGUGGCUCUUUUCCUAAGUAACCUGUCGCUGUAUUGAUUAUAUCCUGACUUAGCAAUGUGGCCUUGGAAUGCUAAGCAACAUAUGGAUGUACUGGUUGUAAAUGUUUAUAUAUUGUACAGUACCUUUAUAUAUACACCUGAGGUUCUGAUUAGAGAAAGAGAUCUGUAAAUCGCUCGUUAUUUUUUAUAUAGAUAUUAAAAAA
Molecule: messenger RNA, 6157 nt
Organism: Eptesicus fuscus (big brown bat)
Lineage: Eukaryota; Metazoa; Chordata; Mammalia; Chiroptera; Vespertilionidae
Gene: MAGI3
Product: membrane associated guanylate kinase, WW and PDZ domain containing 3
Exons: 21
Coding region: 465-4661 (1398 amino acids)
Biological process (GO): signal transduction
Cellular component (GO): cytoplasm
Molecular function (GO): protein binding
Source: RefSeq, a predicted model, not a curated record